Knipowitschia caucasica is the source of this 2121-nucleotide messenger RNA. NCBI's taxonomy places the organism in Eukaryota, Metazoa, Chordata, Actinopteri, Gobiiformes, Gobiidae. The record is from the annotation of a GenBank genome assembly.
AUGGCACACUCCUUUGGCCCGUCGGACUGGAGGGAGAUGACAAAUGGAGUGGGACGCCCUCACCUCCGCAAUGGAGAGUCUAAUGGGGGGUCCCACAGCUCCAGGUACAGGGUGAAAAAGCAGCCACAACGCCUCAGAUACAAGUCUCAUUCUCCUAUGGGCCGGGUCAUCCUCAUCAACACAACUGAAGAUGCUGGAGAUGAGAGUGAGGACCUCCACACUGUGACUGUGGACCGGAGUCUGGACGGGCGCCUGGGAUUCAGCAUAAGAGGCGGCUCUGAACACGGACUGGGGAUCUUUGUCAGCAAAGUGGAUGAUGACAGCUCUGCUGCACUGUCAGGCCUCACAGUGGGGGACAAGCUGGUGGAAGUGAAUGGAGUGAGCAUGGAGAGCAUUACCAUGAGCAGUGCUGUCAAAGUCCUCACUGGCAACAACAGGCUGAGGAUGGUGAUCCGCAGGGUGGGCAAGAUCCCAGGCCUCCGCUACUCUAAGGAGAAGACCAUCUGGGUUGAUCUGAUUCACAGGCGCAUGGUAGUGGAAGAGAGUGACAGCACUCCAUCCAUCAAGAGCUCGGACAGCGCUCUGAGGAGGGCCGUGCACCUCUUCACCACUUCGGACGAUUACUGCCUUGGUUUCAACAUCCGGGGUGGCAAGGAGUUUGGCCUGGGUAUCUACGUGUCCAAGCUAGAUCCAAGUGGUCUCGCCGAGCAGCACGGCAUCAAAAUGGGCGACCAGAUCCUGGAAGCCAACGGCGUGAGUUUUGAGGACAUCAGCCACAGUAAUGCGGUGGAGGUACUGAGGGGCCACACCCACGUUAUGCUAACCAUCAAGGAGGCGGGACGAUAUCCUGCGUACAAGGAGAGGGUGGCAGAGUAUGGCUGGCUGGACAAAUUGUCCUAUGGGGGUCCGGCGUCUUGGUCACGCGGCUCUGACUCCAAUUCUUCAGCGUCUUCCCUCUCCUCGGGCACCCCCCUAAGUUCAGUGAGUGGACUCUCCCAAAAUCUCUAUCCUUCAUUAUUUGGACACGAUAUGGUAGAUGUGGCUAUAGCAUCUGGAGAAACGCCGUGCUACCAACUCAGGGCCGACCACACCAGCGAGAUUGCCAUCCAGACGAACCCCCCCCGUCCCCGCCUGUUAGAAGAAGAGCUGCCCCAGUCGGAGAUCACCAACCCUGAUCAGAUUCUCCUGGGGGACACAAGCAGGACUUUUGAGCAGACGCUGUUGCUGAAGGAUACAGUGAUACGGGGCAAAGGGGAGGAGCCCAGAGACAUGGGAGGAGCCGGUGUAAGGAGGCGAGGCCAAGCUAGGACGCUGUCUUCAGGGGAACGUGAUGCCGCCAAUCACUCUCCCAAAACGGCAGCUCUCAUGGCUCUGAGCGGGCCGCCACAUUCCAUUCGGAGGUCCCAAAGUCACCUCACUGCCUCAGAGAGCAGGCAGAAAAAGAAGGAGAGCCCAGGUGAGGGUCCACCCAACCUGCGCUCCAAAACCUUUGUCAGCCUGCUGUUCAAGAAGGAGCGCAGAGACAAGAGCCCCAAGCCCAAGUCCCCUUCCAAACAGAGUGGCACAGAGAAAGAACGCAGUCGACCCUUUAAGCUCCUGUCCUCUCCUAAGGAGUCCCGUGCAGGCCUGAAGGACAGCAGCCCCCAGCCCCACCCUCAGACCCUACAGUAUGUGGAGGACAUGGCCAAGAGGGUGCUGAGCCAGGACGAGGCGCAGGCUGUCAUGAGGCACUGUAAACGGUUUCUAUCAGAGAAUGUGCUGGAGGAUCUGAUCCGCCCUCUGCUGGCCAUUUUGGACCGACCAGAGAAACUGCUGCUUCUGCGAGAGAUCAGAAUGUUGAUCCCGCCCGCAGAGCUAAGCCGCUUCGACAGUCUAGUGAUGCCCUUUGAGCUGGAGGCCUACGAUGUGCUCAAGAGCCGCUCUUUGAGAUCUCCAGCUCUGCGCUCUCCUCACACAGGAAGGCCUCGUCGACAACUCAUCACUCCAAUCCCAGGAGCUCGAGAUCCUCUAGUGGACCCCAAACGCGAUCCGUUUGACAAUGUGCAAGACAGUCUGCGCCAGUACGAAGGGAAGACGUUACACCACUCCGCGCUUUAUCACAUCUCUGAGACCAGUCCAUAA